Molecule: messenger RNA, 1182 nt
Organism: Ascochyta rabiei
Lineage: Eukaryota; Fungi; Ascomycota; Dothideomycetes; Pleosporales; Didymellaceae
Product: Vacuolar ATP synthase subunit C
Exons: 2
Coding region: 1-1182 (393 amino acids)
Biological process (GO): proton transmembrane transport
Cellular component (GO): vacuolar proton-transporting V-type ATPase, V1 domain
Molecular function (GO): proton-transporting ATPase activity, rotational mechanism
Source: RefSeq, a predicted model, not a curated record
AUGUCCAAGGGCUCCAAGUACCUGCUGGUGUCGCUGCCGACGUCCAUCUCGCCCAGCAACCAUGUCGACGAAGCCCUGACGGCCCUGCGCUCCACCGUCACCAAUGACGUUGGAUCCACCUACCCGUUCGCGAUCCCCGAAUUCAAGAUUGGUACCCUCGAUGCGCUGGUACAGCAGGCCGAUGAGCUUGCGAAGCUUGAGGCUGCCUGCCACGGUGUCGUAGGCAAGGUGGGGGACAGCCUGCGCACAAUCUUGGACGGAGACGAGGACAAGGUGCAGCAGCAGAAGACGAUCAACGACAAGCCCGUGGAGCAGUACCUGCGCACGUUCCAGUGGAACAAAGUAAAAUACCGCGCAGACAAGCCCAUCGCAGACCUGAUCGACCUGCUGCAGAAGGAGAUACAAGGCAUCGACAACGACGUCAAGGCCAAGUUCAGCCAAUACAACCAGACCAAGUCCGCCCUCGCCGCAGCAGAACGCAAAAAGACUGGAAACUUGGCCACCAAGUCGCUUGUUUCGGUAGUCAACCCCAAUUCACUGAUCCGCGACUCGGAGUAUCUCGACACACACCUCCUCGCCAUUCCUAAUGUAGUGGUCAAGGACUUCUACAAGUCGUACGAAGAGCUCACACCCAUGGUCGUUCCGCGCUCCGCCAAUCAGCUGGCAAAGGACGAUGAGUUCACGCUGUUCGCCGUCACCACUUUCAAAAAGUAUUCGACUGAGUUUGUGCACAAAUGCAGAGAGAAGCGGUGGACACCUAGAGAAUACAAGUACAAGGAAGGCGGCAAGGAAGAAGAAGCCAAGGAGGCAGACCAGUUGACCCGGGAUGCACAGAAGCAAUGGGGUGAGGCCCUGAGAUUGGGGAGGACGGGUUACAGCGAGAGCGCCAUGAUCUGGAUCCACGUGCUUGCAUUACGCGUCUUUGUCGAGACAGUGCUGCGGUAUGGCCUGCCGCUGGACUUUGUCUGCGGUCUCAUUCAGACGGACGCCAAAGCUGCGAAAAAAGCAAAGACAAAUCUCGACACAAGCUACUCUUACCUGGGUGGCAAUGCUCUUGGCCGCGACAACAAGGGUCGGGUCAAGAAGGACGACUCUGCUUUGACAGCUGAAAUGCAAUCAUCCGGGCAUGCUGGUGAUCAAGAGUACACGGCAUACGUUUACUACGAGUUUGAGAUUGUAUAG